AUGAAAUACACUAAUAUUACAACUAUAAAAGAUUUCAUUAUCACUGGAUUUCCUGGACUUCCACCUGAAUAUUAUGGAGCGGUGUCUGUUCUUCUCCUGCUUGUUUUUUUAGCCAUUGUGGUUGGAAAUGGUUUCAUUUCAGCUGUUAUCAUGUGUGAGAGGUCUCUUCACAAACCAACAUACUUGAUCUUUUUUCACCUGGCAAUGACAGACAUCGCAUUCUGCAUUGUGACUCUUCCAAAAAUCAUUGCCAGAUAUUGGUGGAAUGACAUGAUAUCUUCAUUUGGAGCCUGCUUUACACAGAUGUAUUUUGUCCAUGCUUUGGGAGCUAUUCAUUCUUUAAUUUUGCUGAUUAUGGCUCUGGAUCGAUUUGUCGCCAUCUGGUUUCCCUUUCGUUAUUCUAUUGCGAUUACAAACAAAACAGUAUCUAUUGCUUGUUGCCUGUGCUGGGUUGCAACAUUCAUACGUAUGAUGGGGAUUGUGCUUCAUGCUUCAACUUUGCCCUACUGCAACUUAAAUAUCAUCACGCAGUGCUACUGUGAUCAUCUAUCAAUAACUCAGCUGGGAUGUGGGGAAAAUGUUAAAUAUGUGAAAACUGUUGCACUUAUAAAUGCUAUGGUCAGUCUUCUGGUGCCAUUAGGAUUCAUCAUUUUUUCUUACCUAUCUAUCAUCUUAGCUGUUCUGAAAAUGUCUCACACUGAGAAUCGCCACAAAGUCAUGUCCACCUGUGCUCCUCAGAUUUUUAUUACUUGUCUUUAUUAUGUACCAAGAUGUUUUGUUUAUCUUAGUAAUUAUUUGGGAUUUCGUCUGGGCACUGAUGCCCGCAUUGUUAUUAUCAUGAUGUACAGCCUCAUACCUGCUGUAGUUAAUCCAGUGAUAUACUGCUUCAAAACUAAAGGCAUUAAAGAGGCUUUGAUCCAGAGAUUUAAAAAUAGAAAAGUAAGCAUUGCAAUUCAAAUUGAUCGUAAAUAA
Messenger RNA from Larimichthys crocea (large yellow croaker), 972 nucleotides. Its product is annotated as olfactory receptor 52B2-like. The transcript has a single exon. Gene Ontology annotation, biological process: G protein-coupled receptor signaling pathway. The record is from RefSeq and is a predicted model, not a curated record. Bases 1 to 972 code for a protein of 323 amino acids. Lineage: Eukaryota; Metazoa; Chordata; Actinopteri; Sciaenidae. Gene Ontology annotation, cellular component: plasma membrane. Gene Ontology annotation, molecular function: G protein-coupled receptor activity; olfactory receptor activity.